This is a messenger RNA of Penicillium hordei, 234 nucleotides long. Its product is annotated as LYR motif-containing protein 2. The coding region runs from base 1 to 234 and encodes 77 amino acids. The record is from RefSeq and is a predicted model, not a curated record. The transcript has 3 exons. NCBI's taxonomy places the organism in Eukaryota, Fungi, Ascomycota, Eurotiomycetes, Eurotiales, Aspergillaceae.
AUGCGUCCCUCACACCGUUUCCUCGCCGCGAUCUCGCGCAGCCAGCCCUCCAAGCUGAAGAAGCCUUCCAUCAGUCUAGACCAUUUCAUCCAAAGACAGCGUGUGUUGUCAUUAUGGCGGGAAAUCGUCCGAGCAUUAAUAAAAGUCCCUCCUUCGUCAACAAGGACUGAGCUGCAUAAGUAUGCACGCGAUGAGUUCGAGCGCCAUCGUGGAGUAUCGGAUGUGGUAGGUUGA